GUAAACCUCCAGUUUCAUCAGAAGGAGGAAGCUGCAGAAAGUUGUGUGUCAACGUUAAACAUACACACUUUAUCUGACGCGGAUUGAUCCCACCAGAGCUUCUGACACAGAUCAAAUGGAGGAAAAACCGUUCCCACCGACUAAUGCUUCCAUCUUUGAGUUAUCCCUCUGCCCCACCGCUGCAACGCUUUUCUUCCUCCCCACCACCUACACCUUGCUCUUCCUCACCGCUCUCCCAGGUAAUGCGCUGUCCUUGUGGGUGUUCCUGCGGCGCAUACCCACCGCCUCCCCCACCCACAUUUAUCUGACCCACCUGAGCAUCUCCAACCUGCUGCUGUCCCUCACCGCUCCUUUCCUCGUGGCCUACUACGCCCGCGGUUCAGCCUGGACACGGAAUGCCGUCCAGUGCCAGAUAGUCUUGCAUGGUAUAACCCCGGUGCUCCACAUUAACAUCUACAUAAGCCUCAUGAUUCUCACGUGCGUGGCGCUCAGCCGCUUUGCAGCCCUCAUCCAGAACACCCACGCCUCCAGGCCUAGCACCUGCACCAUGCUGCUGCCAAACGCCUUCUUCAGCCGCCUUACAAGGGUCUCCUUCGCCCACUCCACAUGUAUCGUGGUGUGGAUAGUGUCAGUCGGCGCCAUUGUGCCAGUAACAGUUUACUACUCGGUAAAAGAGGCUAUGGGGAGCAACUCGGAGGAAACACAGGAGGGUGGAUGUAUGGAGAUGUGCUACAGCCCUGCUGUGGAAAUAGGAGGCAGUUUUUCAGCAACUCUCACUGUGCCCGUCAUAACCCUAUUCUUUAUAUUUUACCUGAUGGUGCUGAUGUCCUACAUGACAGUGCUGAGGCAUAUCAAACGCUCACGUCGCAACAACAGUAUCACCAACUCCCACAGCCUGCUGAGCAGGGUGCUCCGAAACAUCGUGGUCAUCCAGAUUGUUCUUUCUGUCUGUCUGCUGCCGUACCAUAUCUUCAAACCCAUCUUCAUUUCUCUGGCCCAUGAUGAAGAGCUGACCCACUCCCUUAGCCCGCAAAUCUGCACACAUUGUCAUCCACUCUCACACUUAAUCGAGCUGAAGAACUGCCUGUUUCUCCUCACUGCUUUAAGAGGCUCCACUGACCCAGUCAUGUACUUUGUGUUAGACCGGACCUUCCGCACUCAAACCCUCAAACUCUUCAGGUGCAACAAGAAAAACGAUGGAAAAAGACAUAUGUUCUGGUCAAUCACAGGAAGUAAUAUUCAGAAGGUUGAACAUCUGGGGGAGACUCAUGUGGCUACUGCAACCAUGGAUUUAAGUCACUGAAGUGCUUACACCUUACACAAUUUAUUGUUUUGAAAGAAGAAGUUGUGGUACGGUUAAUAUAAAUGUCAUCAACACAACAAUCUAAGUUAAAUGAAGUCACCAGUUUUAUAUGACUUCAACCACAGUGUAAGAAAGUGAAUGCCUGUAAGCUACGCUAUGUAUAUGUAUGUUAAAAUAUACUCUUUUAAGUAUGCCAAUGAGUAAAUACAGUUAUUCUUUGCUUGCUAUGUGUUAUAUUGUAUCAAUUUAAUAAAUCAAUCAGUCGAUCAGA
This is a messenger RNA of Mugil cephalus (flathead mullet), 1574 nucleotides long. RefSeq names its product probable G-protein coupled receptor 82. NCBI's taxonomy places the organism in Eukaryota, Metazoa, Chordata, Actinopteri, Mugiliformes, Mugilidae. The transcript has 4 exons. Gene Ontology annotation, molecular function: G protein-coupled receptor activity. Bases 116 to 1303 code for a protein of 395 amino acids. Gene Ontology annotation, cellular component: membrane. Gene Ontology annotation, biological process: G protein-coupled receptor signaling pathway. The record is from RefSeq and is a predicted model, not a curated record.